UCUUCCGACGCAGACGGCAGACCGCAGUGGCCGCUGCCCGCUGGCCACAGCCACAGACAUCCGCAGUCCGCAACUCCGCACAAGGCCUCCGGGUAAGGUUUUUGAUGAAGGGAAAACGAAAAUACGACUCAGGAUGUACAAAGAGAAAGAACAAAUUAAGAAAGGACAUGGUCAUAAAAUCCUUUGCCGGUUCUAUGGAUCGGUACAUAUUAUCAAAACCUUGUCCCUCAAAUAUUGUUCAGAAUGAGGCUACAAAUGUUGAGGUCGAAGUAAAUGAGGGUGAGGAUCUAAGUUGUCAGAAUAAUGACACAAUUGUAGGUGAUACAAAUGAAAAUGUCAAUGAUAGUAUUGAGAAUGAACAUGCUAGGGCCGAGAAUGUAAAUGGUGAGAGAGAGAUGCUAGAUGAUCACUCUACUUUGUUGUACUCGGAUGAUUUAUUUGACCCAGGAAAUUGGAAAGCACCUAUUUCUCAAAAACAAAUAGACUUGUUGGUCGAGAGGGGUCCCAUAAGAAUAAAAGGGGUUGAGUAUCCUAUUGAUAAGAAACGCAGUUUCAAUGACAAAUACUAUACUCGUUGUUUGGGAAACAUGGAGAGAUAUGAUAGGCCAUGGUUAGUUUAUUCUUUGUCAAAAAAUAAAGUCUUUUGUUUUUGUUGUGUGCUAUUCAAGAAAGGUGCGAUGCAAAGCCCUUUAACCACUGCAGGUCAAGGGUAUAAUGAUUGGCACAACUUAAAUACUAGACUUGUAGAGCAUGAAUUGAGCAUGGACCAUAUCCAUAAUUUACAAGCAUGGAGGGAGGCAGAAGUAAGAUUGAAAAAAAGGGUGACAAUAGAUGCUUCCCGAGAACAAGCUAUCAACAAAGAAAAAGAGUACUGGAGAGCUGUUUUGAAGAGAAUUGUUGUUGUUGUCAAGACUCUUGCUACUUGUAAUAUAGCUUUUCGUGGAGAUAAUGAAAGGAUUGUAGAUGAAAAUAAUGGGAAUUUCUUGAAAAUUAUUAAUAUGAUUGCUGAAUUUGAUCCGAUAAUGGAAGAACAUCUCAGGCGUAUUCGGAAGAAGGAGAUCCGAAAUCAUUAUCUUGGGCAUAACAUUCAAAAUGAGAUGAUCCAACUUUUGUCAAAUGAAGUGAAAAAGAAGAUCCUCCAAGUAGUGAAAAGUGCAAAGUAUUUCUCUGUUAUCCUAGAUUGCACACCUGAUGUUAGUCACGAGGAGCAAAUGACACUCGUCCUAAGAUGUGUUAAUGUGUCUACGAGUCCAAUCCGAGUGGAGGAGUUUUUUAUUACAUUUGUGAAAGUUGUUGAGACAACUGGAGAAGCUCUUUUUCAUGAACUUAAAAGACUCCUUGAGACUCAUGAGCUUGAUUUUAACAAUGUAAGAGGACAAGGUUACGACAAUGGCUCCAACAUGAAGGGAGAUAACAAGGGUGUACAAGGUAGAGUCUUACGGGAAUAUCCUAGAGCAUUUUAUACUCCAUGCGGUUGUCAUUCUCUCAACCUUGCUCUUUGUGAUAUGGCCAUGAGUUGCCCGCAAGCAAAGACAUUUUUUGGUGUUGUUCAACGAAUCUAUAAAUUAUUUUCGGGUUCAACAAAACGAUGGGAGGUUUUCAAGACUUAUGUUAAAGACCGUGAUGGAAACGGUCUUACUCUUAAGUCAUGGUCAGAUACGCGUUGGGAAAGUCGUGUUGCCAGUGUUAAAGCAAUCAGGUUCCAAGCACCACAAAUUAAACAAGCAUUGGAGCACUUAACCAAAUUUAGCAAUGACCCUAGCACGGUUAGUGAUGCCAAGUCUAUAUCUGACUAUGAAAUGAACUUUGAUUUUCUUGUUGCUUUGGUCAUAUGGUAUGAGAUAUUGAAUAAGGUCAAUAAAGUUAGUAAAGUCUUGCAACAAAGAGAUAUGAAUAUGAGUUCGGCCAUUAGUCUCUUGAAAGGUUUGAUUGCAUUUUUCCAAGAAUAUAGAGAAGAUGGAUUCGAAAAGGCCAAAGCUGAAGCUGAGAAGAUUGCCAUUGAGUUAGAUAUUGAACCUCAAUUUCGUGAGGCACGGGUCCGUACUAAAAAAAGGUUCUUUGAUGAAAAUGCAAAUGAUGAACCAACAAGGUCACAAGAGAAUGCAUUUAAAGUCACUUACUUCUUAGUUCUUGUUGAUAUUGCUCAUUCUUCACUCUCUAGUAGAUUUGAGCAGUUUCAUAAAUAUGAUGAUACUUUUGGAUUUUUGUACAAUUUGACUAAGUUGAAGGGGAUGAGUGAUGAGGACUUGAUGUGUUCUUGUGUCAACCUUGAAGAGUUUCUCAAGCAUGGAGAUGAUGAGGACAUUGAUGCUAGGGAGUUACUCUCAGAACUACAGAUGCUAAGGGUUUCAAUCCAGAAUGCACAAAAAAAGUGAUUGAAGUGCUGGAGUAUAUAAAAGAUAUGCAUAUUUGUUUUCCGAAUGCUUGGAUUGCCUAUAGAAUUUUAUUGACUAUUCCAGUGACUGUUGCAGCUGCAGAGCGAAGUUUUUCUAAAUUGAAGCUGAUAAAAAAUUAUCUCCGGUCAACCAUGUCUGAGGAUAGACUAUCUGGUUUGGCUAUUCUAUCGAUUGAAAAAAAAAAUGUUAGCUACUCUUGAUUGCAGUGAUGUUCUUACGAAUUUCGCUCUUCAAAAAGCUAGAAGAAUAGGCUAUUAGUUUUUAUCCAUGUGUUUUUGAUCAAUUUUGGAUCUUUUGCUUUCGAAGAAUAUACUGUUUACGUUAAUAUUAUAUGAUGCAUUUCAUAUAUAAUUCACUUUUAUUUCA
This is a messenger RNA of Cuscuta epithymum, 2762 nucleotides long. Lineage: Eukaryota; Viridiplantae; Streptophyta; Magnoliopsida; Solanales; Convolvulaceae. The record is from the annotation of a GenBank genome assembly.